UAAUUCAUAUGCUUAUGCUUUUCUUUUUCCCUCUUUCCUUUCUCUUUACGCCCCCAGAACGCCAGCUCUGAUCACGUUUUCUCCACAUUGUGUCAAAAUUUCUCAUACACAAAAUCCAUUUUUUUUGCAUCAUUUUAAUUCCUCAACUACCCCAUUUUUUCAUUUUGUUCAAAUCAUUUCAAUCUUGCUCUUAUUCUCUCUGACACAAAAAAAAAAAUCAGAUUUUGAUCCAAAUUUUCCUGUUUUCUGAACUUAUUUCAUCAUUCCCAAGAAAACCCAGUUUCUCAAAUCUUCCAGAAUUAGUAAAGUUGUCAACUUUAAGUGUUUUAGAGUGUAAAAUGGCUUGAAAUUGGGUAUCUUGAGUUGCAAUCUGAAGUCACAUUUCCAAAUUUUCCUGUUUUCUGAACUUAUUUCAUCAUUCCCAAGAAAACCCAGUUUUCAAAUCUUCCAGAACUUCAACCCAUUUUAGUAAAGUUGUCAAGUUUUAUUUUACUGUUUUAGGGUUCAAAAUGGAUUGAAAUUGAGCAUCUUGAAUUGCAAUUUGAGCUUACAUUUCCAAAAAAAAAUAAAAAAUGGAUGGAUUAAUGGGAGAUGUUAAAAAAAUAAGAAAAAGGGGCUGUUCACCAUCUUCCUCAACAUCAUCUGUGAUGCAGAAUUACAAAUUUAAGAGGGCAAUUUUAGUGAGAAAAAAAGGAGGAAGUGGAGGUGGAGGUGGAGGGGGUUCCACUACACCAGUGCCCACCUGGAGAAUGGUGGGGUCUAGGUCACCUUCGGUUGUUUUAAGGGUGGCAGCUGCUUCCCCAAGGUACCCACCGAGCCUUUCAGGCCGGUCCAGGUCCGGUCAGGGGCAGGGAAACGGCCAGCAGCCGGUGUCGGCCCGGAAAUUGGCUGCUACAUUGUGGGAGAUGAAUGAGGUUCCAUCACCUAGUCCUAGUUUGAGGGUUGGGAGGAGGGACAAAAUCAGGAGGUCUUGGAAUAAUUCAGCUUCUCUUCCUCCUCAUUUGUCUGAUCCUUCUCAUAGUCCUGUUUCUGAGAGAAUGGAACGAUCUGGAACUGGUAGUCACCGGAGAAGAGAAUCAUCCAUAUCUAGAAAGUUAAAGAAUGACCAUUUCGAUUCUGUCAGUAAUGCUAGCUUCAUGGAGAUAGAGACUAGAUCCCGAUGCCAGACCCCUUCUGGAUCGGCAGCUGGUGGGAGAACCCGUUUGAAGGAUGUGAGUAAUGCUUUGACCACUUCUAAGGAGCUGCUGAAAAUCAUAAGUCGUAUGAGGGGUCAUGAAGAUCAACCUUCAUCAAGCAUGUCUCUCAUUUCUGCCUUACAUGCUGAGCUCGAGAGGGCCCGCUUACAGAUCAAUCAGGUAAUUCAGGAAGAUCGAUCUGAUAGCAAAGAGAUCAAUUACCUUUUGAAGCGUUUUGCUGAAGAGAAGGCAGCAUGGAAGAACAAAGAACAAGAAGCAGUGGAGGCCGCAGUUGAGUCCAUAGCAGGAGAGCUUGAGGUGGAAAGAAAGCUUAGGAGGCAAUUUGAAAGCUUGAACAAAAAGCUCGGUAAAGAACUUUCAGAGACAAAAUUGUCAUUCCUGAAGGCAAUGAAGGAACUUCAGAGUGAGAAGCGAGCAAGAGGAAUUAUUGAACAAGUUUGUGAUGAGCUAGCUGGGAAUAUUGGUGAAGAUAAAGCCCAAGUGGCAGAGAUGAAGAGAGAAUCACUAAGGAUGCAAGAGGAUUUUCAGAAGGAAAGAGAGAUGCUCCAAAUAGCUGAGGCACUGCGCGAGGAGAGAGCUCAAAUGAAACUUUCAGAUGCCAAGCAUCAGUUCGAGGAGAAAAAUGCAGCGGUUGAUAAGCUGAGAAAUAAGCUUGAGACUUUCCUUAGAACCAAUAGUAGUAAAGAUAAUGGAUGUGGGUCCGUGUAUCAGAGAAGGGAUGUGGAUUUGGCCUUUUGUCGAAGUCAAGCAAAGGAAAGCGACGGGGAAGAAGUAGAAAAUACAACCGAUGAUGAUGAUGGUGAAAACUCGGGUGAAAGUGAUCUUCAUUCCAUAGAUUUGAACAUGGAGGAUCCUUAUAAAAGCAACUACAAUCUGAUGAAUGCAUCCAUGACACCAAAGAAAUCCAAAAGGCACUCAGUUGAUGAGCAACUCAAAGGUCGAAAAUCACUAUUCAAUCAAGUAGCUAGACGAAGCACUUCUUUACUACGAAGCGUAUCUAAUAUAGUUGAAUGGGGCAAUGGCUCGAGUCAUGAAAUUGAUAAGCAAAUUCCCAGGAAAAGUUGUGGGGAUGAGAUCCAACGGCAUAAAUCAGGGAGAGGUUCACGGGACCAUGCUUUGCCUAGUUCUAGGCUCGGAUUGGAGAAAGAAUUGGCAAGCCCCUCUAGUCAGCGAGGAUCACCAUGGCCAUCACGGGAUCCUUGCAAUGUAGCACUGCAGAGACCAAUGACGAUGGAAGGGAGUGGAACUAGGGGAAGGGUUGAAGAAAGCAGAGUUCAAGGGCAUAACUCAAGGAGAUCAAAAAGAUGAUUUAUUCAGAUUUGGUCUUUUAGGCAAUUGUCUUGUUUGCCGUGGUGAUAACCUUUCUUUGUUUUCUUUCUGUGCGGCUGCCAAUGUUAGUUUGCUUGCACUCUUUGUAUCUUUGCCCCUUGUGACAAUGCGGGUUUUUGUAAAGCGGAAGACAGUUUUAUUUCUCAAUUCUUUUACCUUUAAGCAUCAGGUGAAGACUUUAUUAGAGUAGGGGAUGCUUGAAUAUUUGGUAAAAUUGUCAGAUUUAUCAAUGUGCAUUUUAGAAAA
Molecule: messenger RNA, 2771 nt
Organism: Beta vulgaris subsp. vulgaris (sugar beet)
Lineage: Eukaryota; Viridiplantae; Streptophyta; Magnoliopsida; Caryophyllales; Amaranthaceae
Exons: 3
Coding region: 573-2504 (643 amino acids)
Source: RefSeq, a predicted model, not a curated record